AUGGAUCCUGAUAUGCCAGUUCUCAACGAGGCCCAGCCUUCCGUCUUCCGCUGGAUCUUGGGGUUUCUAAUGGUGGGUGUGUGUUGGGGUCUAACUACACCCUUUAUGCGGAAGGCCGCUAUGAAUUACACGCCUCCCCAGCGAUCAUCCCUUACCGAACCGAACAAUUCAUGGAUACAAAGAAAAGUACUAGGCAUAUGGUAUGCUGUAAUUGGUGUAUUGAGUCGGCCAGCUUAUGCAGUGCCCCUCUUGUUGAAUGUUACUGGUAGUGUAUGGUUCUUCAUCUUGAUUGGCAAGGCGGAGCUGAGCCUUACUGUGCCCAUCACCAAUUCUCUGGCAUUCCUCUUCACAGUUUUAGGGGAAUGGUGGGCAGAGAAGAAGGUCAUAAGUAGAGGUCAGCCAUACUCAUAUGAAAAUAUUCAUUGA
Molecule: messenger RNA, 426 nt
Organism: Plenodomus lingam JN3
Lineage: Eukaryota; Fungi; Ascomycota; Dothideomycetes; Pleosporales; Leptosphaeriaceae
Source: RefSeq, a predicted model, not a curated record